AUGAGUGGAGUGGUCCAGCGGCGUGUGGUAUCUAAGGAUGGUCAUAACAACGUGCAUAUCGACAAUGUCGAGGGAAUGGUGAAGCUUUACCUGCACGACAUCUGGACCACUGUGGUGGACAUAAAGUGGCGCUAUAAGCUCACUCUGUUUGUGUCCACUUUCCUCACCACAUGGUUCGUCUUCGGGGUCAUCUUCUACCUCAUCGCCAUGGGCAACGGUGACCUGGAUGUUGUGCAGCCCUCCAACCACACGCCUUGUGUAAUGAAUGUAGCCACGAUUACCGGGGCAUACCUUUUCUCCCUGGAGUCUCAGACCACCAUCGGCUACGGUUUACGCCACAUCUCGGAGGAGUGUCCACUGGCCAUUUUCACCCUGGUGGCACAACUGGUGCUCACCGGCCUGGCUGAGAUCUUCAUCACCGGCGCCUUUCUGGCUAAGCUGGCACGACCCAAAAAGCGUGCCGAGACGGUCAAAUUCAGCAAGUUAGCUCUGGUUUGCAGGCACAAGGGCCAGCUGUGUGUGAUGGUGCGUGUGGCCAACAUGAGGAAGAGCCCACUGAUCCAGUGCCAGCUCUCAGGCAAGCUGCUGUAUCCUUACGUCACCGAAGAGGGAGAGAAGAUCCAGCUACACCAGGAAUCUGUCGACUUCCGCUUCGACUCCAGUGACCAGUGCCCCUUCCUUGUGCUGCCUCUUACCUUCUACCACGUUCUGGAUGAAAGCAGCCCUCUAGUCGACCUCACUGCUGAGAACUUAAAAGUCAGAGACUUCGAGCUGGUCGUCACUCUCAAUGCCACCAUGGAGUCCACGGCCUCCACCUGCCAGAGCCGCACCUCCUACGUUCCAAAAGAGUUUGUCUGGGGCUUUGAGUUUAAGCACAUGCUCUUCAGUACUCCUGGGGGUCGGUACAUCACAGACUUUGAAUACUUUGAUGAAGUCCAGCCCAGCAAUGACCUCUUGCUACACCAGUCACCAGCCAAUGAGAAGCUCCAGUUGGAGGAUGAGUACAACAGAAAAUAAGCGGGUGUGAUUUUAAAUAAUUAAACAAAAUCUCAAAAUAUCAAGUCACCUUAACAUACAAUAUAUGGCCAAAAGUAUUCGGACACCUGAUAAUGAGCCUGUUGGACAUUCCAUUGCACAAACAAAUGGUAAUAAAACAAAGUGACCCUUGUGUGAUCUUUCCAGCUAUAACAACAGCUGCUCUUUUGAGAAGGUUUCUCACAAGACUUUGAAACAUGUCUGUGCGAAUCUGUGCCCAUGCAACCAAAUGAAAAGGACAAUAAAGCCUUAGUUGAUGUUCUAGUUCAUUCCAGGGCUCUGUGCAGGCCACCCACUCACUUUCUUAACCGCUUAUCCAAUCAGUUUCAGCUUUUCAAUGGGCACAAGGCACACAGUACCCUGGAUGGGGCACCAGUCCAUCACAGGGUAGACACACACACCCAUUUACCUAUAGGAUAAUUCAGCAUCUCCAAUUAACCUGAAUGCCUGUUUUUGUGGGAGGAAAUCCAAGUGACACGGGGAGAAAAUGCAAACUCCUCACAGAAAGGACUUUAAACUGAGCUUUUCUUAAUGUCAUUAUAGACCAAUUAUAUAAAGGUGGGGCCUUCCCCAAUCUGUUGCUGCAAUAUAGGCUGCAUAUAAUUUCCUUUUACAUUUUCAGCAUUUAGCAGACGCCUUUAUCCAAGGCGACUAACAUUACAGUAUACAGUUUAAGCAAUUGAGGGUUAAGGGCCUUGCUCAAGGGCCCAACAGCAGCAACCUGACAGUGGUGGGACUUGAACCAGCGACCUUUUGAUUACUAGUCCAGUACCUUAACCACUAGGCUACGGCUUGCCUGUAAUUUCCUUAAUAUCAUUGUUUUGUUGCAACUGAUGAAACACAUGAAUUCAGUAAUUAGAAAGGGUGUCCCAAUGCUUUUGUACAUACAGUGUAAGUGUUUGCACUAAACCACUUUGUAAUUAUUCAUGUUAUGUAUUUGAUUGAUGUUAUAGAACCAGACUAGUGCUAUAUUUUCAGCAUAUAUUUUGUAACUAAAGCAAUUCAGAUGUAAAUAAAGCAUCUUUAACGUGUUCAGGUCCAAACUUUUAUUUAAUGUAGUAUUUUUCACUACAAAACAAUC
Trichomycterus rosablanca is the source of this 2116-nucleotide messenger RNA. It is a transcript of the gene kcnj15, whose product is annotated as potassium inwardly rectifying channel subfamily J member 15. The record is from RefSeq and is a predicted model, not a curated record. Gene Ontology annotation, molecular function: inward rectifier potassium channel activity. Gene Ontology annotation, cellular component: plasma membrane. The transcript has a single exon. The coding region runs from base 1 to 1017 and encodes 338 amino acids. NCBI's taxonomy places the organism in Eukaryota, Metazoa, Chordata, Actinopteri, Siluriformes, Trichomycteridae. Gene Ontology annotation, biological process: regulation of monoatomic ion transmembrane transport; potassium ion import across plasma membrane.